ACGACGACAAUCACAAUUGGCAACGAUGAUCAAGCAAUUUUCAGCUUUGCGUCCUCAUCGUAUUCAGUUGAGGAAGAUACGGGUUAUGUUACUUUGAACAUCACAAAGACGGGGAGCUCUGAUAUUCCUCUAAAUGUGAUACUCGGUACCAUGGACGGGAUUGCAGCUUCUGGUAGCGACUACACUGAAAUUGCUAAUGUCACGAUAACUUUCGCUACUAACAAGGCUUCUCAACUUAUGAACAUCACCAUUGGAGUUGACAGCAGUGUUGAAAACGACGAAACGUUCCAAGCUUUACUCUACAACAAUAACCCAUCUCAAGUACUCCUUGGCACCUCAUCGACGACUGUUAUUAUUACGAAUGAUGAUAAAGCAAUCUUCUCCUUUGCUGCUGCGUCAUACUCUGUGGUUGAGGACACGGGUUAUGUGACAGUAACAAUCAACAAAACAGGGCUAACUGACGUUGAUUUAUCUGUAUUACUAAACACCGAGGACGGGACAGCUGUUUCACCAGUUGAUUUCACUGCGCUCGUCAAUGGCACGGUUAACUUCCCUGCAAAUGAGCCUUCCUUGUCAGUUAAUAUCAGCAUAAUUGUAGACAACAAAGUUGAGAACAACGAGACGUUUAAAGCUCUUAUUUCCUCCAACAAUCCAUCUCAAGUUGCAAUUGGUUUAACCUCGUCUACAGACUUAACCAUCCAGAACGAUGAUAUGGGAUCCGUGAGCUUCAACCAAACACUCUUCGUCGUCAACGAGGGUGAUUCCGCACUUCUUGUAUUCACUUGUAGCGGCAACAACGAGAUCGACUUUAACUUUAGACUUAGCAGUACACCAGGCACUGCAACAGUCGCAGAUUACACACUCGCAAACGACACGUCCUUAACGUGUGCUCCUGGCGUCACCACUACGACCUUCAGCGUCCCUACAGUCCAAGAUGUCAUGGCGGAGACCACGGAGUCGUUCAUUGUCAGCAUCAGCGCCAAUGCUGGCGAACCUUUUAACUUCAUCGACCGCGUUGCAACUGUCAGCAUCAUAGACACCGUUGAUAAAGUAAAUAUCACUAUCAGCGCCUCGACGUACACAACAAAUGAGGAAGCAGGACCCGUCACCGUCGUAAUUGAGAAAACAGACAACGCAGAGAUUAAUAUUUCUGCUAGGCUGUUCUCAAGUGACAUAACUGCCAUAUCGUCCCCCGGAUCGCCCUAUCAGGACUACGCGAACUUUUCGAAGAGUUUCAUCUUUGCGCCCAAUGAGAUCCGCAAGGAAUUCACGAUCAGUAUCAUCGCUGAUGAAUACCUCGAGUUUGAUGAGACCUUCAAACUAACGCUGGUAUCUCAAAUUCCUGCCAAAGCCAUGGUCCAGCCUAACUCAAACUCUGUAGUCACUAUAAGGAACGACGACGCAGUUACUCUUGAGCUGGUUGAAAACGGAGUUGUCCUCCUCUCAAAUGAGACUUCGGUCCGUUUUAGUAUGCGAUUAACUGGGAAGUCGCUGAUUCCUGUAAACUUCACUGCGUACACUUCUAAUGUACCGUCGCUAACCCCACGCACAAAGAGAGAUACGUGGAGUAUCCCGCCUUCAGUGAACGGAACUACAACUUUUAAUGUGGAGCUUAACGUCACUCAAGAACUGGCGAUCUCUGAUAGAUUCUUUGUGCUUCUUGAAACUGAUCAGGACUUCGUGUCUUUCCGGGGCAACAAAAGAUUGGUUGUUGCCGUCGCAAAGGAUAAAGAUGCUACUAUUGGAUUCUCGAGUGGGUCGUACUUUGUCAAAGAAGAUCAGGGUUACGUUACCGUCUGCCUGAGAAAAAAUGGCGUUAUCAAUAGAGAUGUCAUUGUUAGGUUGAAUACAGCAGACAGGGAUGCUACGAGCGGAGCAGAUUAUGUGCCGGUCGUGAACAAAACUGUUACAUUCUUUGCCAUACUUGAAACCUAUUGUUUCAAUGUAACUAUUAACGAUGAUAACAUAACGGAAGCAGAUGAGAAAUUCUACGUCGAGCUAAGCAAGGAUCCCAGUGAUCUUGAUGUUGUGCUAAACAACCAAAGAACGACAGUUACAAUCACCAAUGACGACCAAGUUGCGGUAGCCAUUAAGUCUCCAUACAACACAAAGGCAAGGGAAGGAGAUUUUAUAGAAUUCACUGUGUAUGUGGUCAGUGGUGACCACUCUACUCCUCUCAUUGUAAACCUAACCACAAAUCGAGAUGAUAUUAGCACUACCUCUGACUCCCUUGAUGUGGAAUUUCCGCAAACUAUAAUCAUCCCUGCAAAUGCAAGCAGCGUGACCUUCGCGGUGAAGAUCAUGGACGAUGCAUUGGUAGAGAGUGACGAGCUUCUUACUGUCACGCUAGUCAGUGGGGAUCUAUCACGCGUGACAAUGCAUGGCAACGACACUGCUGUUAUAAAUAUCGAUGACGAGGCCGAUAGAGUUGCAGAUCAGCAAAAGAGAGAAAAAGACCAGCAAGAUAUUGUGAUUAAAGACCAGUUCUGGAUCUUGCUUAUCGUAGCUGUUGUGAUGGCUGUUCUUGUAUUCAUCGCUGCCAUCAUCUUCUGUUUUAUCGUCCGCAAAUCAAGUCAGGAAAAGUCUGUACCCUAUUUAUAAUCAAGUAAAAAGGAAGACGCUCAAAUCUAUCUGAAUUUCAUCCUAUACAUACAUGAAGUUGCAACAAUGAAGAUAGCCGACCAAGAAGUUUAUAUACAAUCCCACCCGCAUAGAAGACUCGCUAGUGGUUACCCGCAUAGAAGACUCGCUAGUCGUUAGCACUUAUUCAUAAGCACGUAGUUAUGCCACAGGGCCAUAGCAGGGGGUGGGGCACUGGGGGCACGUGCCCCCCCCCCCCACUAUUUUUGAAAGUAUAAGGAAAUGACCAGUAGGGCGUGGCUGUGCCCCCCUCAUAUUUGCUUUAAUGUUCCUAUAUUGUGCCCCCCCCCCCCCCCAAAUCUUACAUGAGCUGCUACGGCUCUUUGCCAGUUUCAUUUUGUAUUCACUUUUCAGUAGAAAUAUGUAGUUACUGGAUCCAGGACUAUGGACAGCAGAACGAAGGACAGGCGUGGGGUGUGGAGGGAUGUUGGUUGUGUGGUUUCUGAUGAUUGAGUAAGGAAGUUCCGCCUUCCAAUAUUUUUUUUCUGAUGUAGUGCCUCCCGCUGCUUUCGCCUCGCCAUCUGCUUCCGUCGUCCACGAGCUCUCGAUAACCGAACACUUUUUAGGUCGUUGCCGGGCUUAUUUGCAAACACUUGAGGCGACUUGUCUAAUCACGAUGCUAGCCAAGUUUUGUCAACUAUUUUAAAGAAUAAGACGCCCAUUUGUUGUGAAUUUGAAGAUUUCUCGCCACACUUUCUAUCGGUAUUUAUAUCUUUCUUUAUUAAAGCCCAGGCCUUUUUUAGCUUAAGGGAACUGGGAAAUCUGGUAGGGAGAUAUUUCGGCUUGCCAGGUUAGAUGAACAUAAGGGGUGUAUAUUAGGCACGUCGAAUGUUCUUUAUACUCUAUUUUUCAUUAAAAUUAAUAUUCAGAGAUAUUAACACCACCUUGUUAGCUAAGAAAACAAAUCCAGUUUUGCAAUGAUCUCAGCGAAAAGUUUUUAUUACAACUUUUUGCAAUUACUAAACAAUUUGUAUUAGUAAGUUAAAGUUUGUGCUUACUCAAUGACUAUUUUUAUAUGGAAUAUAUUGAUAUUGUUAAAAA
This is a messenger RNA of Nematostella vectensis (starlet sea anemone), 3681 nucleotides long. Its product is annotated as adhesion G-protein coupled receptor V1. Gene Ontology annotation, cellular component: membrane. The coding region runs from base 151 to 2601 and encodes 816 amino acids. Gene Ontology annotation, biological process: cell communication; metal ion transport. The record is from RefSeq and is a predicted model, not a curated record. The transcript is spliced from 18 exons. NCBI's taxonomy places the organism in Eukaryota, Metazoa, Cnidaria, Anthozoa, Actiniaria, Edwardsiidae.